GUGGCGGUGAAAGUCAUUGACAAGAAAAGAGCCAAGAAGGACACCUAUGUCACCAAGAACCUGCGGCGGGAAGGGCAGAUCCAGCAGAUGAUCCGCCACCCGAACAUUGCUCAGCUCCUGGAUAUCCUGGAGACCGAGAACAGCUACUACCUGGUCAUGGAGCUGUGCCCUGGGGGCAACCUGAUGCACAAGAUCUACGAGAAGAAGAGGCUGGAGGAGCACGAGGCGCGCAAAUACAUCCGGCAGCUCAUCCUGGCGGUGGAGCAUCUCCACAGGGCGGGGGUGGUCCACAGAGACUUGAAGAUAGAAAAUCUGUUGCUGGAUGAAGACAACAAUAUCAAGCUCAUUGGUAUGAAACCAACUUUGGCAAUCCCA
Empidonax traillii (willow flycatcher) is the source of this 375-nucleotide messenger RNA. Its product is annotated as hormonally up-regulated neu tumor-associated kinase homolog B-like. Gene Ontology annotation, biological process: intracellular signal transduction; protein phosphorylation. The annotation marks the transcript as partial. NCBI's taxonomy places the organism in Eukaryota, Metazoa, Chordata, Aves, Passeriformes, Tyrannidae. The record is from RefSeq and is a predicted model, not a curated record. Gene Ontology annotation, cellular component: cytoplasm. Gene Ontology annotation, molecular function: ATP binding; protein serine/threonine kinase activity. The transcript has 2 exons.